Molecule: messenger RNA, 10290 nt
Organism: Hyposmocoma kahamanoa
Lineage: Eukaryota; Metazoa; Arthropoda; Insecta; Lepidoptera; Cosmopterigidae
Gene: Myo10A
Product: unconventional myosin-XV
Exons: 31
Coding region: 126-8861 (2911 amino acids)
Cellular component (GO): cytoskeleton; myosin complex
Molecular function (GO): ATP binding; cytoskeletal motor activity; protein binding
Source: RefSeq, a predicted model, not a curated record
GCCGUUAUCCCCAUAUUUAUUUGUUGUUAAGUGAAUAAAAGUGAACCUAGUGUAUCAGAUUUUUGUUAUGAAGUUAAGUGAAAGCUGAGGGAGGCUUGCAAGGAACUUGGCUGCAUAUUUACCCGAUGGCGGGUUCUGGGGGGACGUCGGAAUGGCAGGAGGGCGCGGCGGUGUGGUUCCAGCCGCCGGGCACCUCCGCCCCGCUUCCCGGAUCGCUGGUCGAGGUUCACCGCGCCGCACGCGUGCUGCUCGUCAGCGCCGUUCUCAAUGGACAGCCGCAAACUUUUGCUUUGCAAAUGGGAAAUGGCGAGGAAGAAGGCGACCCGGUGUGGCCUCGCGAGGAGUUAGGCCCCACAGGCGUAGAUGACAUGACACGGCUUCAUGACCUCCACGAGGCAGCGUUGCUGUGGAACCUCAAACUGAGAUAUGAACAGGGCAUCAUCUAUACAUACGCCGGGUCGAUUUUGGUCGCUGUCAACCCUUACAAACCUGUCGACUCCUUAUACGGAUUGCAAACUGCGAGGAGGUACCAUGCAGCGGAAGCUCUGGGCGAUCUCCCACCACAUCUGUUCGCCAUAGCGGCCGCCGCGCGCGCGUCUCUGCCGCAGCCGCAAGCCAUACUCAUCUCAGGGGAGUCCGGUGCCGGCAAAACAGAGUCCACCAAACUCGCCGUGCAGUUCCUAGCGGCAGUCGCCCCAGCCCCUCCCGGUCGCGCUCCUGUCUCUGAACAAAUCCUCGAAGCGGCCCCCUUACUUGAAGCAUUCGGCAACGCCCGAACACCAAAAAACCACAACUCUAGUCGUUUCGGAAAACUUCUCGAACUCUACUUCAAGGACGGCGCGCUAGCCGGCGCAAGAGUUGCGCAUUACUUACUAGAAAAAUCCCGAAUAGUCACACAAUCACCCGGAGAAAGAAACUAUCAUGUUUUCUACGAAUUAUUAGCGGGAUUAGGUGAAGAACAAAGAAGGGCACGUGGUCUUUUGACGGCAGAGCAUUAUUUCUACCUAAACCAAGGAGGAGAUUCAGGAGGAGCCGGUGCGGGAGCCGAUUGGUCAGCCUUAUGUGGCGCUAUGCAAGUCCUUGGUAUUGGAGAUUCUGAAAGAGAGGACAUAAUUAGAGUAUUAGCGUCUGUUCUGCACUUGGGAAAUGUGUACUUUCAUAGAAGACAGUUGCGUCAUGGACAAGAAGGUGUCCAGUUAGGUGGCGGCGCAGAAGUUCGCUGGGCUGCACAUUUGUUGAAAGUUCCCGCUGAGGCGUUGGCGAGAGCGUUGACUACUAGAGUCACGGCGGCGCGGGCUGAACGCAUGAGGUCACCGUUGCCAAUCGACCAGGCUUUGGAUGCAAGAGAUGCGUUCGCCAAAGCGCUAUACUCUUCGUUAUUCAACUGGCUGGUUUUAAGAAUAAACUCUAUAGUCCAUCGCGGCGGUUUACACGACGCGCACAGGAUUUCACUCCUGGACAUCUUUGGGUUCGAAGACCUGGAAGAGAACUCGUUUGAGCAACUGUGCAUUAACUACGCGAACGAAACGCUGCAGCAUUAUUUUAACAAGCACAUAUUCAAGCUGGAGCAACAAGAGUAUCAGAAGGAAAGGCUGGAAUGGUCACAUUUGACGUGGAACGAUAAUUCACCUGUAAUCCAGCUACUAAGCAAGAAGCCUGUGGGCAUUCUGCACUUGCUGGACGACGAGAGCAACUUCCCGCGCGCUUCGGACGCGUCCUUCCUCGAAAAGUGCCACUACAACCACGCAUUAAAUGAGCUCUAUUCUCGGCCUCGGUUAGGCGCUAGCGAGUUUGGCAUAAAACACUAUGCCGGCCAAGUGUGGUACAACGUGGAAGGUUUCCUGGACAAAAACCGCGACGCGCUGCGUGCAGAUGUCCUGGAACUGCUGUGCAGCAGCGAAGUCCCACUGGUGGCCGAAAUGUCCACCCAAUUGAGGAUUCAACAUGACUCAAACAAAACUCUGCCAAGAGGCGCCAAUGGAAGAUUCGUCACUAUGAAACCGAGAACGCCAACAGUUGCUGCGAGGUUUUCAGAUAGCCUCCACCAAUUGUUAGAGUCGAUGUCACGGUGCAACCCAUGGUUCGUGCGUUGCAUCAAGCCGAACACGGACAAGUCCCCUAUGCGGUUCGACAUGCCAUGCGUGCUGGCGCAGCUGCGAUAUACUGGCAUGCUCGAUACCAUUAAGAUCAGGCAGAUGGGGUACCCGAUUCGCAUACCGUUCCAGAUCUUCGUUGAUAGAUAUCGAUACCUCCUAAAGUCGACACCGACACGCUCGACACCGUACCGCGAGAUCUGCAACUCCAUUCUCGCAGAAAUGCCGCCCACGGGUGCUGUUGGCGCUGAUUACCAACUUGGGGCCGCUCGAGUGUUCAUCAGGGAAGCGUUGCACAGAGGUCUGGAAAGAGCAAGGGCCGACAAACUGCGUGCCGCUGCCACUAAGCUGCAGGCUCAUGUUAGAGGAUAUCUCGCCAGGAAGCGCUAUGGUCAACUACGUAACUCAACAAUGAAGAUCCAAUCGUGGUGGCGCGGGCGUCAUGCUCGGCGACGCUUUGUGACAGCGCGCCGCGGUGUCGUGCGCGCGCAGGCGUUGGUGCGCGGUAGGCGCGCGCGCAGACGGUACAAAGUGCUUAAAGAACAGCAUCGCAGACGCGUUGAGGCACAACAAGUUGCUGCCAAGCGGCGUGCAGCCGAGCAAAAAGCGAAGGCGGAGCGAGAAAGGGAGAGCUUGCAGGUACUGGAGGUCCCCGCCGAGCUGGCCUUCAUUCUAACCAAGCUCGACGACUGGCAGCCACUGCACACUGACAAGAAUCUGGCUAAGGUGUCAGGCGAUGUAUACGCCGAGGAUGAGCGCAUCCAGUUGCCUCGCGAUUUACAGCAAUUCGCCUUCUCCAAAUUCAGUUCUGUGUACUUCGCGGACGGCGGCCAGCUCAGCCCCAGGAAACAUCCUAUUACCAGGCCAUUUCUCGCUAAAGCUGCUGUCAGAGAUCAAGAUUUCAAUGACGCUGUGGCUACAUUUAAACUUAUUCUGAGGUGGUGCGACGAGUCCGCUGUUGGAAAUGAGGCGCGACAAAAGGUGUUAGCAGACUACAUAGCGUCCCGAGGCUUGUCCUCGCGUGGUUUACGGGACGAGAUAUUGGUGCAGCUGUGCAACCAGUCUGGCGGCGAGGCGGGCGAGCGUGUGUGGCAACUCAUGGCGCACUGCCUCGCGGCCUUCCAGCCCACGCCGCCUUUGCACAAAUACCUCGUCCGCUACGUAUCGGAACACGCGCCGUCGCGGCACCGUGCGCUGCUCCUGCGCCUGCUGGGCGGCGGAGGGGCGGCCGCGGCGCGCGGGGCGGGGGUGGCUCGCCGCUGCCCCCCCACGCUGCUGGAGUGGCGCGCGGCCAAGGUGGAAGCUAGGCCCGCGCUGCCUUUGCGGCUCUAUGACGACUCUGUGCAUCACGUGAGUGUGGAUUCGUGGACAUCGUGCGAGCGGGCUGCUGCUGCGGCGCUGUCGGCCGCUGGAAUAGCGCACCACGCCUCCGGCUGGACGCUCUCCAUGGAGCACAACGGACAGCUCACGGAAUGGGCGGGCUGCGAAUACGCACUCGACGCAGUGGGCGAGGUGGAGACCUGGGCUGCGCUGCCCUCUAGCCGCGGCGAGCCGCUGCGAGCGACGCAUGCGCGCAGCACUCCGCCCGCGCCACCCCCGAGGCAGUCCUCUGUUGGAGCAGACACUGCUCUGAUUUCAUCACAGGAGCCAUCAAAAUCGCGGUCUCCGAGCAUCCAACGUCUCGUGCUGCAGGACUCUAUCGAUGAAGUCUCCGAAUACAACUGGAAGAUGGAGCGAGAGGAAACCCAGGCCAAGAACUCCAACGAAUACUCGCGGAAAAUAUCUCAUGACAUACUUUCGAGAGAAUCGGCGCUCAACGAAAGAUACUUUGACCAAAGUUCUGACAAAGUCCGUACCAGAUCAUUGGACAAUCUCCUUGGCGAUAAUCCAGCCCCUCAGCCGACGAAACUAGCCGAUUUGGGAUUAUCGCAAUCGCGACUCAAUGAUCGAUAUCACUCCGUUGAAAGGUUAGGAGGCGCACCAAGCGUGACCAGCAGUAAGGGUGCUUUGGAAAUCGAAUAUGGCACAGGUUCGCGUGGACCUCCUUCGAGGUACAUCAAGUCCCAAUACGCUGGUAAAAGAGCCCCGGCGGGCUCGCAAUCUAGUCGCGCAUACAUUGAAAAGAGCUCUGAAUUUGGAGGCGUUCGGUCUUCUGCCAUGUCCGAUACGUCAGAAGCACCGAGUCUUGCAUCUCAUGUACGUCGUGUCCGAGUCCCGAGUCAGGCUUCUGAUGUCGACCAGUUUCUGGAUGACCUGUUCUCACCAGUAUUGGACCCUAAUAUAGACGAGCUUUCAGACGCUAGAUCAUUGGCUGCCAGCAUCAAGGGAGGCCAUAAAGAUUACUACGAAUUUAUUGACAUUGUUCUUAACUGUGAUUAUACCGAGGAAAUUGAAACUCUGAGCAAUGUUAAAGUCUUAAAAACGUUGAUUAAAGGUGGUGGUAAAGAGGAGAAGGCUGGAAAGUCUACCAGAAAGGAUUCUAACGUAGAUUCUGUAGACGACUAUAUAACGAACUUGUUCGAUCCGAUUUUUAUGAAUGAUAGUUUAAAACGGUUGACCGAUGGUGAAGGUCUUUCAGGUGCCAUAAAGGGUGGUGGUGCUACGCCACGAGCGGCGACAGCCAACACUUCUGCUCUUAGUUUCGGAAGCCUAUCACCAAUGCCACAAAUGCCCGCAACGCCAGAAGCUUUGGCGGCUGCUUUGGGCCUGCAUUUACCUCCGCCUGGAACGGUAGAUAUUAAUGCAUAUCAUCAGAAUUUGCAACGAGCCUUCUUACAAAGUGCUAUGGCACAGAAUCUACAAAUCCAGCAGCAGCUAUUAGCACAAAAUCAAGCAUUACAAACGUUACUAGCUGGUCAAGUAGUUGAGCCUAAUGAGGCAGAACCGACGUCUCCUGUUCGCGCAUCCACAGUUGUUCACGCUCAAGUACAUUCACCUCCGAGGAACUCUAUUAUUAAACCUCGUCGGGAGUCAAAUGAGAGCUCACCCGCCGGCUCAGCUCCCCCACCACCGCCACCUAUGCCUCCGCCACUACAUUCCUCUGACCCUUCCGAGAUCCGGGGCUUCAUGGAUCCAUAUGGCAGGGCUAAAACCGUUCGCAUCGGCAAAUGGCGUUGGCCACCGCCUAAGGAUGCCACGGACCAAGACACAACUCAGGAUUUCAAUAAGUUCAAAAUGCGUCAAAUCCAACGCAGGAACACCCCGCAGGCGCAGACUAAUGGGCUAGUGGAACAUGAACCGCCGCGAGGACGGUCGCGCUCUGAGGCCUCUCCGGGCAUAGAGUGGGAGGAAUUUGAAGUCGAUGGACCGGUGUCUCCUAGCAGAGAACCUCCUAGUCAGCGCACAGCUCGGCGAAGUUUCGAAAUUGGUGCACAGCGCCCUUCGCCUGGCAGUGUUGGAAAAUUGAAACUCAGCUCUGAGAUGCGACAAAGAUUGGAACGGGUUACUGCUAACCAUUCCGUUAGGAGUUCGUCGUCAGCUACCGAAACGCCACGUACAGUCAAUAAGUUAGAAGAUACAAGAAAACUAAUGCUGGAACGUCAGUUGGGCGGUGGAACACGAUGGGAUGCACCACCGCCACCUCUACCCCCAGCACCACCAGGCCCUGCUCCUCCACCUCCUAAAUCUCCUCCCACUCCACCAGACAGGCCUGCACCUCCUCCACCAAUCCCCGAAGCGGCUUCGUCUAGCUUCGCGCAACUCCGAAGAGACAGGGAUACUUUUGGAGUACAUCAGAACAGAGAUCAUAGAGACUCGGACGACCGCCACGCUUUCCUGGCUAACUGGAAUUCGAGACGACGAGAAGAAUCUGAAAAUCGAGAUGACUUAGCCACACGUUUCUUGACAUCUGACAGAAGAGAACGUCGCGUUAGAGAUGAUUGGGGUGACGAGUCGGACGUUAGAAGCUAUAAUGAUGAAAGGCGAGAACACACUCGCGACGAAUGGGACUCUGAAUCUGGUUUAGACGUUCGCGACCGCCGUGACAGGGAUAACUUCUCAGGGCGCGAGGCGUCAGAGAUAUACGAGAUCCACCCAACGAGAGCCGAGAGACGUAAAGAAGAAAAUGGUUUAGACGAUUCAUUUGAACGGAAGCGUUCAUCUCCGUACUUCGAUGAAUUUGAACGGUUUGAUGGCCGCAAGAAUUCUAGGGACAUGUUAGUAGGGCGUGCGAGAGAUAGCCCGAGGUCUGAUGUGGUGUUUCCGCCGGAGAGCAACGACAUUACGAAAAGGGCUGACCGGCCUACGUUCAAAACGCACAUGGCACAGAAAGAGCGAGACCGGAAGUUGGAGGCAGAACGAAGACAUUCUAUCUCUACACACGUUACUGAUAGAACGGAGCAUAUUGAACGAGACGUGCCUGCCCCAGCCGCAUUGCUACCAUCGGACCGCUCGUUCCUGACAUAUAGCCGCGUGCCGUGGAAACUGCGUGUGCGCAAAGAGUACUUCACGCCCAUAGAGACCUACAACGACCCCGCCAUAUUGGAUUUGCUUUACGUUCAGGUCGUCCACGAUAUCACGUCGAACCUGCCAUCACUGCGCAUAAGUACAAGCGAGAGACGCGCAGGCGCAGCCUGGCUUCGCUCACAGGCUGGCGGACCGGUACGAGCACAGACCAAGCGGCAGGCUGUUGAAAUGGCCCGAGGUUGGCCUUUCUACUUCGCAAGGCUGUUCUCAGCUAGAGUACCUCCUGGCGAAAAUGCCGUGCUAGCCGUUUCACAUGGCGGUGUCACUAUUGGAGUUAAAGGUCCAACGGGUCUGACAAUUCGGCGGUCGAUCUCGCUGGAAGGCCUCCGCGCGUCGUCGCCAGCGCCGCACACGCUGCAGCUCUCGCCUGCGCGCGCGCCGCCGCUCACGCUCCACGCGCCGCUCGCCCACCACGCGCACGCUCUCAUCGCGGAGAUGGCGCUGCAGUACACGCAGGUACAACCGAAGCCAACGACAAAUGGAGUCGCUAAGGAGCGCGUAUCCGAACGUGAGACGAGAGAAAAUAGAGAAUCUAGAGAGUCCCGAGACUCCAGAGAGAUGCGUGAAAUACGAGAAUCGAGAGAUGAAGAGCACAUGGAGAGAAGAGCCCAGGCUUCUUCGCCAAUACCAAGGGAACGCGAGAGAGAACGAGACAGAGAUAGGGAGAUAAGGGAAGACAGAAGAGACCGAGACCAGUCGACACCGCAACACGACGGGAGACAUCCGUUGCUGCAGUUCGCCGUUGACCACUUCAGACAGAGCCCGGAAUUAGAAAUUCUAAAAGCAGAUUCAUCUCUCAAGAGCAAGGCUAAACGCAAUGAAUGGACAUGGAAAGCACAGACGGACGUAGUAAAAUGGCAGGCGACAGCGUUGCGCGCGCCACUGUUGCGCUUACCACCUGCGCUUGCGCCGCCUGCAUUGGAGUGCUUCACCUGCAUACGCGCGUACUGCGGCGACCUCUCGCCGCAGGAACGAUCCAUGCACCAAGAUCUUACUGAAGUUAAAUGCGUUUACACUGUACUUAUGCAUUGCCACUCAGUUCCGGAGCUGCGUGAUGAAGUAUACUGCCAGCUGAUGAAGCAAACGACGUCGAACCGGUCACCAGCGCCCGACUCGUGUCAACGCGCAUGGCGGCUCAUGUCUAUCCUCGCCGCCUACUUCAGCUGCUCCAACACGCUCAGGCCAUUCCUCGUGGAAUACCUCUCUGCAGCGGCGGCGGACAGGCGGCGGCCGUGUCAGGGCACCGCGGCCGUGUGUCUCGCGAACCUCAGAAAGACGCUGCGGUGCGGCGGCCGGAAGAACGUCCCCAGCGUCGAAGAGGUCACGGCAGUGUCUGCGGGUCGGUCGGCGCGGCGGCAGCUAUAUCGGCUGCCAGGCGGCGCCGAGCGCGUCGUUAACACAAGAUGCGCCACCGUCGUCAACGAUAUCGUUAGCGAGCUCUGCGAAUUGAUCGGUGUAACGAGCGAAGCAGAGCGCGCGGAGUUCUCCCUGUACUGCAUCGUGGCGGGCGACGCGCUGACGAUGCCGCUGGCGGGCGACGAAUACGUGCUGGACGUGACCACGGAGCUGCAACGCGCACAUCAUCCCUUCUACCUCAUAUUCUGCCGCUCGGUGUGGCACCACCCGCUCCGGCCCGACGCGCCUCCUUUGUACACGGAGGUGCUGUUCAAUCAGGUCGCUCCAGACUACCUAGAAGGUCUCCUACUGGUCCUCCCCGGCGGAGCGGCCCCUCCGGCGCCGGCCCUGCGCGACGCGGCCCUGGUGGCGGCCCUUCUGCACCGCGCGGCCGGUCUGCCCGACGCCCCACAUCCCAGGGACCUGAAAUUCCUGCUGCCAAAACCACUACUGGCUUUGAGAGAGCCCCGCCCUAACAAGUGGGCCUCUUGGGUCGCACAGGAAUGGCCCGCUGCUAGGACGUUAACACCCGCUGCUGCCAAAUCUAAAGUAUUGCAGGUGCUCUCGCGUUGGCCGCUGUUCGGGUCGUCGUUCUUCGCGGUGCGGCGCGUGGCCGGCAGCCCCUCGGAGUGGCGCGAGCACGUGCUGGCCUUGAACAGGCGCGGCGUGCACCUGCUGCACCCCGCCACGCACGAAACCGACACGCACUGGCCCUACGCGGAACUCAUCUCCACCAGGAAGGUGCGUUCGGAGGACGGCACUCUGUUCUUGGACAUCAAGUGCGGGUCGCUGCUGCAGCAGCGCGUGACUCGGCUCCAGGCUGAGCAAGCCCACGAGGUGGCCCGCCUUGUCCGGCAGUACGUCGCACUGCAAAGGGACCAGCGGCACUCGCCUGCUUUCAACGGAUAGCGAACAACCGAGACCAAUAAAAACUUUAAUAACGAAUGUAAACUCGAAUAAAUAUCAAGUGUACAUUAAUGAUUGUCAUUCAAACAUUGCAUGUAUACUUCGUUUGCUUCUAAUUAAAUCCGUCCAACAGAUCUGAUUUUGUUAAUCUAUUAAUGUAACUAAGGCUUCGACGCUGCUAUGAACAUUUAUAAGUCAUGAACCUUUUUUAUGUAAAACGAUCGAGUUGAGAUUCAAAAAUUUUAUCUGGUGUCGAAAUGUUUUCAAAAACUUAAUUCGAUUUUCUUUUAAAAGAUUUGACCAAAAAAUAUGCGAAUUUCUUGAACAAAUUCUUUAAAUACAUAUUAUGACUAAAUUGUUUGCAGCAGAAUCGACACCUACUUAAUAAAUUAAUAAAAAGGUACUAAUUUUUAUUGCAGUUAUCGAUUGAAAUGAUAAUAGGACUCUAGGGCACAAAUAGCGUUUUUUUAUAAUAUUGUUUAGACCAAAACGCAUAUUAAUCACUUCUAUUUUCAUUUUAGUCAAUUUUUUUGUUUAAGUGUUUUUUAUGUAUAUUACGAAACUUUAAUCUUUAUCUUUAAGAAAAAUAUUAUAUUGAUUAAUUUAUACAGUACUUAAUUAAUUGUAACAUCUAUAUAAAGCAUUCCAUUUAAUCAAUACCAUUCCAAUUAUAACGAUUAUUAUACCACCAAAAUGUUUUUUUUAUAGUCCUGUAAUGUAAUCGUAUAGGUACUAAGUAUUUUUUUUUGUAUGAAAUGCAAUUCAACUGCAAUCAUUUUUAAGUAUAGACUUAAAAACUGUUUCAUUUUAAUUUCCCAUUAAUUAUUGCUUAAAUUUGGUAUUCAUAUAAAAUUUAGUCAAUUCUGAUGUGCAUAUUUCUUAUCCUAAACUAAUUUUAAAAAGAUCAAAUUUUGUUUAUAUCAUGAAACUAAAAUUAGUUUUAGCAUUGAAAAAUGCACAUUACAAUAUUUUACGAACUAUGAACGAAACACGGUGUAAUUGUCAAAAAAAUCAUGUCCCUAAAAUAAUUUCUCAUUUUAACGAGGAUUGAGCAAAGUAAUUAUACAAUUUGAUCGUUACUUACCACUACGCCUAAUCCACCAAUCAUCCGAAAUAUAAGGUGCUAUUUUAUAGAUGUCAAAUAUCAUAAACGCCAAUUCUGUUUUGCGUCAACUGAUCUAUAUGGGACAUUUUUUUUUCCAACUAAAAGCGUCCCACUUCUAACAACCACUUUUUUUUGUUUACUCAUAGUUCACCUAUGCUCUGGUAUAACCAAGGGAUAUAAUUAUUUUUCGUAAUAAAAAUUUUAUAUUACGCAGAACAGAAUUAGCUCCUAAAUCGCAUAUCCAAAGACCAAGCUGGUCGAAGUCAUUGUACGUAUUCAUGUAAAGUAUUUAAAGAAUUAUGCGAUGUAUAAGAAUUGUAGAUACCA